Messenger RNA from Corylus avellana, 1140 nucleotides. NCBI's taxonomy places the organism in Eukaryota, Viridiplantae, Streptophyta, Magnoliopsida, Fagales, Betulaceae. The record is from RefSeq and is a predicted model, not a curated record.
AUGUUUCCCAAAGCUGAGAUAUUGGUGGAAUUGGUGACCAGUUCGGACCAUGCUCUUCUUCGGAUGAAUCUGCACGAGACUGGGGCAAGAGUAUAUGGGCAUUGUGGUUUCCGGUAUGAAGCACAACGAGAACUUGAUAAGAAAUGCUGUGAGGUGAAAGGGGAAAACAAAAAUGAUAUCCUUCUAUUGGAGAGACGCUUGGUGAGUUUACAUGGGGCAGAAGGAAUGCCAGCAGUGGUGGAGAUUGCACGUCUGAAACAGGAACUACAACUUUUGUUGGAUCAGGAGGACUUAAAGUGGAAACAAAGGGUGAAAACAGAUUGGCUCAAACAUGGAGAUCGCAAUACAAAGUUCCACCAUGCGUGUGCAAACCAACGAAGAAAAUCCAACCAAAUCCUGGCCAUAAAAAAUGCAGACAGCAAUCUGUGGGAGACCCAAGAAAACGUGGGAAAGAUAUUUGUUGACUAUUUUAUGGGCCUUUUCACUGCAAGCCGAGAAGGAGAAGUCGACCCAUGUUUAGCUUUUAUUGAGAAGAGAGUCAUGGAUGAAAUGAAUGAGCAACUCUUGAAGGAUUUUACAAUGGAGGUGGUUUGUCAUGCCCUUCACCAAAUGGCACCUUUUAAAGCUUCGGGCCCUAACGGAUUGGUAGCCGUUUUUUUUCUUCAGAAAAAUUGGGUUACUGUGGGAGAGGAGGUAAUCAUGCCACAUAUCAUAUCAUCAACCCAAAGUGCUUUUAUCCCUGGACGUCUUAUUAUUGAUAAUGUCUUGGCUGCUUAUGAAACUCUCCAUACAAUGCACUCUCGUAUGUGGGGAAAAAAUGAGUUUAUGGCUAUUAAAUUGGAUAUGAGAAAGGCGUAUGACAGGGUGGAAUGGAGAUUGUUAGAAACAGUCAUGCUACGGAUGGGUUUUAAUUCGAGAUGGAUCCACCUUAUCAUGAUGUGUGUGUCUACGGCUCAAUAUGCGGUCCUAGUGAAUGGUUCCCCGAAAGGGAAGAUUUAUACAUCACGUGGAUUAAGACAGAGUGACCCGUUAUCUCCUUAUCUUUUUCUCCUUUGUGCAGAAGUUCUAAGUUCCAUGAUAUCACAAGCUAAUCUUAAAGGUGUUUUGACUAGGGUGCCUACAUCCAAAAAGGGCCCUUAG